GAAUAGUAAGUCCAUUUUCCUUUAUUUUCCUAAUUUCUUAUUCUCUUGUAUUUUGCCCAAUCCAAAAUGCCAGACAAUCAGGUUUAUUUAACUUGUGAUCAAGCAACAAAAUUAAUACCGAAUUUUGACGGUAACAAAAAAGAUUUUCCGCAUUUUAUAAAUUGCAUUGAAAUUGUUCAACGUAGAAGUAAUCCUGAGAAUAUGCCCUUAUUACUAGAUGUUGUUAAAACAAAAUUGACAGGCUCUGCAUAUAAUGCAAUAAGAUAUCGUAGCAUAGAAUCGUGGGAUGCAUUAAAAUCUCAAUUAAAACAAAAUUUCUCGGAAAAACGUACAAUCCCUCAUUUGGAAGCCCAAUUAGCUUCUUUAAGACAAAAACCCAACGAGUCUGUAGCAGAAUAUACCAGUAAACUUGAUAGUAUCAUAGAACCGCUCAUAAGCGCAUCGUGUGAAGGUAAGACAGACGCGGCAGUAGUAGUAAUAGAGGAAUUAUUAAAAAAACGAGCAUUGCACUCAUUCAUUUUAGGCCUUAAGCAGCCGAUAAAACUUUUAGUCGAAUCACGCAAUUUUGAAGAAUAUGAGUUAGCCGUUGAAGGCGCUAUACAAAAAGAGCGCGAAAUACUACUAGAGAAGGAAAGUUUUAAAUUUGUGCAAAAUUUUGAUCGUAAAAUAGUACAACAUCCUCAGCAUCGAAAUUCAUACCAAGUUAAUAAUAGAAAUAGUAAUUUUAAUCAUAAUUAUAGAGAACAACCUAAUUCAUUUCGUAGGGAAAGUACUUUCAGUAGUAAUAAUAAUAGGGUGAAUUUUUCUACCUUAAUAUGCGCGUAUUGCAAAAACAAAGGUCACCAUAUUAGGGAUUGUAGAAAGAGACAAUACGUGAAUAGCACUCAGUCGAAUAGUAACAGUAAUCGUAAUCCUAAUUUUAAUAAUAGAAUUUCCGGCAAUAACCGAUCUGCUCAGCAGUCGGGAAACUUCUCUGCGGAAGCAUCAAGCAGCCCGAUGACUUCUGCCCGAACUUUCAAGUAGGCUGUAUUAAAGAAAAUAAGUUUAAUAAUAAAUGUAUAAGUUUUUCUGUAGAUGUAGCUGACAAAAAUAGAUUAGUUUUACUUAUAGACAAUGGAGCUGACAUAAGUCUCAUCAAAAUUUCAAAAUUAGAUGAUGAUUGCUUAAUAAACACAAAUAAAUCGUCAAAUAUAAUAGGUUUAGGGGGAGUGGAAAUUAAUACAAUUGGUACUAUCAUUGCUACAAUAACGUUACCCAACUCUCAAAAAAUUGAGCAUGAAUUUCACGUUUUACCAAAACAAGUAGCUUUUCACGAAGAUGGUAUUUUAGGACGAGAUUUCAUGCAAUUGCACAAAAUUUUGAUAAAUUAUAACAAUCACACCUUUCAUAUCGGAAAUAAUAUAUUAACAUUAGAAGAUUCCUCUCAUAUUGUAAAAAUAAAACCACGUAGUGAACAGUUUAUUAAUUUCAUUACGAGAUCGUCGCGCGAAGGCUUAAUAGAACCAUUUGAGUUGUCACCUGGAGUUUUUGUUAGCUCAUGUUUAACACAACCCCUUGACAAUAGAUGUAUCGCUAGUGUUCUAAAUACUACGGAAGAAGAAAUAGAAAUAAAUAUCCCUGAAAUUAAAUUACAACCUUUUGACGUUGAAACUUCUUCAGUUUUCAGUAUUUCAAAAUUUAAUACAACCAAUCGUUUAAAAAUUUUACGAGAUAACAUAAGGUUGGAUCACUUGAAUUCCGAAGAAAGAACUAAUUUAUUAGAAGUUGUUGAAGAGUUUAGUGAUAUAUUUUACUUAGAUGGCGAUAAACUCUCCUGUACAAACGCGGGUGUACAUAGAAUAAAUAUAAAAUCAGACGUAGGACCAAUAAACGUAAAGCCAUAUAGGUUACCAGAAUCCUUAAAUAAUGAAUUGGAGACACAAAUUAAUAAAAUGCGCGAAGAAAAUAUCAUUCGUCCAUCUAAAUCACCUUGGAAUUUUCCAAUCUUAUUUGUUCCGAAAAAGGCAGAUGCAUCAGGAACUAAAAAAUGGCGAUUAGUGGUCGAUUACCGCAAACUAAAUGAUGUCACUAUAGGUGAUGCCUUUCCGUUACCUUCCAUCGCGGACAUUUUUGAUCAGUUAGGUAAAUGUCAGUACUUCUCCACUCUGGACCUAGCGAGUGGAUUCCAUCAAAUUCCGUUAGCCGAGAGUGAUAAAGAAAAAACAGCUUUUAGUACGCGAUUCGGACACUUUGAAUACAAUACAAUGCCCAUGGGUUUAAAAACGAGUCCGAGUUCAUUUCAAAGGAUAAUGAAUACAAUUUUAAGCGGUUUACAAGGAAUAAAAUGUUUUAUUUACCUUGACGACAUAUGUGUUUAUGGAAGUAAUUUAAAGGACCAUAAUGAUAAGUUAAAAGAGGUUUUCAAAAGACUCCGCUCAGCAAAUUUAAAACUACAGCCCGCGAAAUGCGAAUUUUUGAGAAGAGAAGUUACAUAUUUAGGAAAUCUUAUAACAAGUAACGGCAUACAACCUGAUCCAUUAAAAACAGAAGUAAUAAAAAACUACCCUGUUCCUAAAAACGUGAAACAAAUAAAAUCUUUCCUCGGUCUUUGUGGAUAUUAUCGACGAUUUGUUAAAAAUUACGGCUCAAUUGCGCUUCCGUUAACGAAACUUUUAAGAAAAGAUGUAAAUUUCCAAUGGUCCGAUAAAUGCGCAGAAUCCUUUCAAAAUUUAAAAGACAUUCUUAUUAGUGAACCGUUGCUACAGUAUCCUGAUUUUGACAAGAAAUUUAUUUUGACUACUGACGCAAGUCAGGUCGGAAUCGGUGCUAUUUUAUCACAAGGCAAAAUUGGUGAGGAUCUCCCCGUGGCGUAUUGUAGUCGAGCUCUAAAUAAAGCCGAAAUUAACUACAGUACUACCGAAAAGGAGUUGCUGGCGAUCGUGUGGGCCACGAAGCAUUUUCGUCCUUAUUUGUUCGGCAGACUGUUUACUAUCGUUACGGAUCACAAGCCUUUAGUUUGGCUAUUUAGCGUAAAAGAUCCUGGAAGUAGGUUACUGAGGUUCCGAUUAGCUCUUGAAGAAUACAAUUACGAAAUAGUUCAUAAGGCUGGUAAAAUGAAUAUAAAUGCUGAUGCCUUAAGUAGAUUACCAUAUCAAAUUAAUACCAUAACAUCUACUGAUUACAACCAAUUUAAAGAAAUCUUAGGGUCACAGUUGAUUCAAAAUAAUAAAGUUAUCGAUAUUUCAGGAGAUAUUGUAAAUUCAGUUUCGACACAUAUUUUAAACUUUGUUUCAAAAGAUAAUAUUCCUAUUAACAGUAUCACUACUACUCUCCAAUCGACGUAUAAUUAUUUUCUAGGAAACGAUCUUAAAGACUAUAAUGUAGGAAGUAUUUUCAUAAAAGAUAUACAAUUUAAAUCAAUUAUUAAUUUAAUCUUGGUGGACAGCAAUGAUAAAACUGUUACAGGUGAAAAGUUCUGGGAAUAUUUAAAUAAAAUUAAGGAACAAUGUUUAAUUAAUCAUAUUAUCAGUUUAGCUAUUCCUAAAGAGAUAUUUGCUAAGGUAAAGGUUCCAUAUGAAGAAAUUCGUUCAAUGUUUCGCUAUGUUUUUAAAAAUACUCCUGUGGAAAUUUCAAUUUAUGAACAUAAAAGCGAAUACUCUAGAGAAAAAAUACAAAAGUUAUUACAUGAAUUUCAUGACAUUCCAACGGGUGGUCACAUAGGUUUUAGUAGGACGUAUAAUAAAAUAAGAAAAUAUCAUUCAUGGCCUGGAAUGAAAAAUGAUAUUUGUAAAUAUAUAAGAAAAUGCGAUAAAUGUCAAAGAAACAAAUUAGCUAAUGUUCAUAAGUAUCCAUUAAUAAUAACUGACACUGCAAUUCGUCCUUUACAGAAAUGUUUUGUUGAUAUAGUCGGACCCCUUCCGACUACUGAAAAUAGUAGCAAGUAUAUUCUCACUUUUCAAGAUGCUUUAACAAAAUAUUCCGAAGCUUUAGCAUUACCAGAUCAAGAAGCAGAAACUGUAGGUCACUAUUUAGCAACAAAAAUAAUAUGCAAAUUAGGUGUACCAGAGACGUUAGUUUCCGAUCAGGGCACCAACUUUCUUAGUAAUAUCAUUAAACAUAUUUGCAAACUUUUUAAAAUUAAUAAAAUUCAAACUACAGCGUAUCAUCCGCAGGCAAACGGUCAAAUCGAAAGAUCGCACAGAGGUUUAGCCGAAUAUUUAAAAAAUUUCAUUAACGAUAAACAAACAGAUUGGGAUCGUUGGUUAGAUUAUUAUACAUUCGUUUAUAAUACUACCCCUCAUACAACGACAGGUUACACUCCUUAUGAGUUAAUGUUUGGUCGUAAACCAAUAAUACCAAGCUCUAUUGAGAAAUUACCUCAAACUCAAUAUACAUUCGAUGACUACGUACAAAACAUUAAGCAUAAAAUGCAACUUGCUUGGAAUCUUGCUAAUAAACGUACUAUCAACUCAAAAGAACAUUCCAAAGAGUAUUAUGAUCGGUCAGCUAAAAUACGCAAAUUUUCUGUAGGAGAUCUAGUUUUACUUUAUGAUGAAUCAGUUAGGCGUGGAAGAUCAAAAAAGCUUUCAUCUCAAUGGAUAGGUCCGUAUAAGGUCUUAGAUAAAAAGUCAGAUGUAAACUAUGUAGUUAAAAGAGGAAACAAAUCAGUAGUAGUUCACGUAAAUAGAUUAAAACCUUAUUUUCGAGUAAAAACGAAAAUUAACUAUGUAUAUUUUUGCAGAUCAUGA
Agrilus planipennis (emerald ash borer) is the source of this 4727-nucleotide messenger RNA. RefSeq lists its product as uncharacterized. The coding region runs from base 67 to 1023 and encodes 318 amino acids. The record is from RefSeq and is a predicted model, not a curated record. NCBI's taxonomy places the organism in Eukaryota, Metazoa, Arthropoda, Insecta, Coleoptera, Buprestidae. Gene Ontology annotation, molecular function: nucleic acid binding; zinc ion binding. The transcript has a single exon.